UUCAAAAAUGCUCAAAAAUAUAUGGUUUAUAGCCACAUUGUGUACCACUGCCAAAAGUUUUUAUGACAAAAUGCAGUGUGCGAAUUGUUCAAGUAUCAACUUGGGCUGCGAUAUAGUGACAACUGGAUGGAGUUGUGAAUUUGAACUCGAUGCCCAGAAGUUGGAAUUUAAUUUAAAUUCGACAGAAAUGCCAGCGUUUUUGGAGCCUUGCGUGCUGCCCGGAAUAAGUUUUAUAAGACAGAAGGCCAUUAUGGGGUAUUGCUGCUUUUGGUCACCAGAAAUGGGAUGUCAAAAACUCAAUAGAAUGGAUCUAGAUUUAGAAAGUAAAGAUCGAUGUCAUAGUUGCUCCCGGACAGUUUGGUCAUCGAUUAUGGAAAAUAGAACGUGUCCAUGUGGUAGCUGGUUUCUUGACACAGAAGACGGCGCUGUAAGACUUAAGAUUGAGGAUUCUAUGUUAAUAUGGGUAUCAUUAUGUACGUUACAAUUUCUUGUUGUCUAA
Messenger RNA from Drosophila suzukii, 499 nucleotides. RefSeq lists its product as uncharacterized. The record is from RefSeq and is a predicted model, not a curated record. Lineage: Eukaryota; Metazoa; Arthropoda; Insecta; Diptera; Drosophilidae.